Molecule: messenger RNA, 1605 nt
Organism: Mytilinidion resinicola
Lineage: Eukaryota; Fungi; Ascomycota; Dothideomycetes; Mytilinidiales; Mytilinidiaceae
Exons: 1
Coding region: 1-1167 (388 amino acids)
Source: RefSeq, a predicted model, not a curated record
AUGAGAGAGAGAAUCUAUGAGUGGGCGUUGGCCGACGGCAAUAAUGAGGAGAACUUCGCACACUGCAAACACCGCCUAUCGACCCCACUCCGGAUUCAGCGAGAUACCCUUCGCGGACUGAUGCGUACCUGCAAGCGAGUAUCGCAAGAAGUCCUAGAAACGCAUUAUCGCACUAGCCGAAUCAGUACAUUUGUGAGUAUCCGCGAUCUCAACCAGAUGAGAGAGGGAGAUCGGGCUUUCCACAAUCUAAGGUUGCGUCUUAAUGGAGACCCUCAAUACAUCAAACAGUUGGAUGUCACCGUCGACUGCACAGAACGACCUAAUUGGUUGGUUUCCCAACCCAAGAAUUUCGAAUUCAAGAGAUUCUGCAAGUUCUGCGUCUUCCAGGUCUUCCAGAACCGCAAAGGCGAGGAGUUCAACCAUGAAUUACAUCGCGAGUUGGAGGCAUGGGUCUGUCGCAAUUCUUUAGGGCAACAGGUUCGGGCGUUGUUACCACUGGGUGAUGAUGACGAAUGCGUACCUCGUCGCCCUCCUGCAUCGUUAACAAAUACAGAGACUAUAGUCCGUCUACCCCUCCUAGAAAACGUAACCCUGCGAUUCGUUGGAAUCGAGCAUGAUUUGAAAAGUUCAACACUCAACCAUGUCGUUACGCAAUUUCUGCAAGCUUUCAAAAGCAAGAAAGACUUUGCCCUCAAGUCCGAGUGCUGGGUCGGGCGGUCCCAACGAAAUAAUAUGGAUUGGAUGAAGUUCGCGAUGGGGAAACCUGGGUUUGGCCCCAAACCAGGUCGUGGCCGGCCUCAGCAAUGGACUUUCAGAGUGCCGCUGGAGAUGGACGAAAUCCCACAAGAGAUGCUCCGGUCUGGCGCGCCUUGGAGAGAUAUCGACAACGAGAUAAGGAGUAGACUCGAGAAUGCGACAGGGCUUCUCAGCAAGGACCACAACGGACUUCUAAAUACUUUUUUCAUGACCGAGAAUCGGCAUUCUAUCUGUCUCGAGGUCUGGGGGCACCGACGACUUGGUGAGAUACGUCCUGGCGAGGUCAUGAAAUCGCACGAGAAGGCAAUUAUGAAUCUGAAUCCUCUUGCGUGCAAAGACGACUACCAGUAUCCGACCUGGCAGCCGCCCGACCUAGCCGAAUCGAAGGACUCUCCGGCGAAAGAUUCAUAAAUUAGCUGGGCUUUCUUUUUGAUACUCCAUAUUAGAUAGAAUUCCUUUUACGUACUUUCAAGAUCAAAUAUCGACUGAGUCUGCCGCUCAUUCACUUCUGCGCUGUUGCUUCGUCAUCAAGACUUUCAAUCUCACGAGGCUUCAACAGAGGAUAGUGACCGUAUCCGUGACAUUCAAAGAUGUCCCUGCGUAUGGGCGUGAGAAGAUCGCACUCGUCCAGAAGUUGCCGUUGGGCGUCUCCUCCGCGCCAAGGCCCUUGUGGAAGUUUCUGAGGUUCACCACGAGGUUCUGUCGCACCUCAGACCGCAUCUCGACCAUCAACGGACUCUGCAGCGUGCUCUCCACUCAUCGCCAACCUGCAAACAGGUGGCCGGACGAAUUCUCUGACUUGCCGACUACCGCCGGACACAAGCGCCACAGUACUUCGUACAGGCCUCC